AUGCAUUUCUCAUUUAAUCACUCACCAACUAAAAUUGAAAAAAAGCGUCAAGUAACUGUUUCCUCAUUUGGACAUGCAUCCGACUUCGACUAUAAACGUGAUACAAAAUUUUUAAGCAAAAUUGUGAAACAAUGUAUGACAGCACAUACAUUGGAUUUAAACUAUAUUCUUCAUUUUCUAUCGAACUAUACGUGUGAACAACGUAUUAUUCUUGUUCGUGAUCUUGAAUUUGAAUAUGAAUAUAAUUUAAUUGAUCUGGUCAUUGAAAAACCAGAAUCACCGAUGCGCUCGUGUACUUUAGCGAUGUUAAUCGAACCGAUCGAACUAUACGUACGUGACUUUCAUGAUUUACUUACACAUAAACAAUUGAAAAAGAUCGAUUAUGAUAUAACAAAAAAAUUGGUGGAAAUCUUAUUACCAUUAGAUAAUGAUGAUAUAAAAAAAUUUAAAGAAUCAUAUGAAAAUUUAUUUGAAAGUCCUGUACAAAAAGAUAUUGAAAUUGUUCAAGGUAGUGAAAGUAUUGCAACAAAUUUACUAAAAGAAUUACUCGAAGGUAAACGUUACGAAGCAUCUGGCUAUUCAGCAACAAUGGCGAAAGUUAUAGGAAAGAAAUUGUAUGAAGUUGGUGAAGGUUCUCCUGGUAUUGAUUAUGAGACAUUUAUAAAAAUAUUUACACAUGAUUCUUUUUCUCAAUUAUCGGCUAUAUUUGACAUGUACGAAGAUAAAUAUGGACGACCAAUACAAGUAGCGAUUGAACAUGAAUUUCAAGGAAAAAUUGAAAUCGAAUGUUUUCAAGAUAUGGUUGAAUAUGUACGAUUACCGAGUGGUUAUCUUGCUAAAGUAAUUCGACAGGCAUUAGAUAAAACACCCAUUGAUUAUGUAACGCUAUCACGUACAAUCAUUGGUCAUGAAGAAAAGGAUUUACGUGAAAUCGGUUUAGAAUACUCAAAAAUCUAUGACGAAACACUUGAUCAAACAAUUAAUAGUCGUGUUGAUAUUUUAGAAAUCAAACGCUUACUUAUUCUUAUUAUAACACACGGACAUGAUAUAACAGAUGAUGAAGACGGAAAAGUUCAUUUUGAUCACUCGUAUGGUACUAACUCGACUAGUGCAGGAACACUAACUCAAGCAACACAAUCACCGACGACUGGCAAUGGAAUGAGAAGAAACCCAUCACACGAAGCAUUCGAUAAAGUUGUCAGUGUAUUUAAAACCACGCGCACUCAUUAA
Messenger RNA from Rotaria socialis, 1230 nucleotides. Lineage: Eukaryota; Metazoa; Rotifera; Eurotatoria; Philodinida; Philodinidae. The record is from the annotation of a GenBank genome assembly.